This is a messenger RNA of Arabidopsis thaliana (thale cress), 423 nucleotides long. RefSeq lists its product as uncharacterized. The coding region runs from base 1 to 423 and encodes 140 amino acids. The record is from RefSeq and is marked reviewed. The transcript has 2 exons. Lineage: Eukaryota; Viridiplantae; Streptophyta; Magnoliopsida; Brassicales; Brassicaceae.
AUGGCUGAUUGGUGUGUGCAGUCAACUAUUGUGAAGCAUGAACAUUGUUUAGAUCAACUAUUUGAUAAUUGGCCUCCUAUGGUACAAAAAAAGAUAAAGAAGGAAAAGGUUUUGAAGAGUUGGAAGUUUAAGUUCAAACCUAUAAAGGAGAACAUAAAGCAACGGUAUAAUCAAGUUUUCUGUGUCUCGGAUUCUUGCAUUGACAUGUUGACUGUUCAUCAUGAGGAAAUGCUACAUGAUCACAUUAGAGAGGUGUUUAAAAGCUGGAGUAGAAGAUUGCCAUUGUGUGUUCUGUUUAGACGUAACUCACAGGAGAUUCUAAGAGAAUCAACGUCGUCAAUACAUGGUUCCACUGUUAGUUCUGUUGCAUAUGCUACUCAUUUCUUGGUUGGAAUCGAUGUGGAUAAGAAACAGUCGCGUUGA